Condylura cristata (star-nosed mole) is the source of this 3954-nucleotide messenger RNA. RefSeq names its product cytochrome P450 26B1. The transcript is spliced from 6 exons. NCBI's taxonomy places the organism in Eukaryota, Metazoa, Chordata, Mammalia, Eulipotyphla, Talpidae. The record is from RefSeq and is a predicted model, not a curated record. Gene Ontology annotation, molecular function: oxidoreductase activity, acting on paired donors, with incorporation or reduction of molecular oxygen; heme binding; iron ion binding. The coding region runs from base 183 to 1721 and encodes 512 amino acids. Gene Ontology annotation, biological process: sterol metabolic process.
CUCUCCGCUCCCCUCGCAGCCUCCACCUCCCUUCCCUCGGCCCCUUCCUCCUCUCUGUUUCGGCUGGAGGUGCCGGGACCCCUGGCCGCAGCCUCCCCUCCCCCGCCGCUCCCGUCCCUUCUCGUCCGGCCCUCCCUCCCCCGCCGCGACCGGCACAGCCAAUCCCCCGAGCGGCCGCCAACAUGCUCUUUGAGGGCUUGGAGCUGGUGUCGGCGCUGGCCACCCUCGCCGCGUGCCUGGUGUCGGUGACGCUGCUGCUGGCGGUGUCGCAGCAGCUGUGGCAGCUGCGCUGGGCUGCCACCCGCGACAAGAGCUGCAAACUGCCCAUACCCAAGGGCUCCAUGGGCUUCCCGCUCAUCGGAGAGACCGGCCACUGGCUGCUACAGGGUUCUGGUUUCCAGUCCUCGAGGAGGGAGAAAUAUGGCAACGUGUUCAAGACUCACUUGUUGGGUAGGCCGCUGAUACGCGUAACCGGCGCGGAGAACGUGCGCAAGAUUCUCAUGGGCGAGCACCACCUCGUGAGCACCGAAUGGCCCCGCAGCACUCGCAUGCUGCUGGGCCCAAAUACCGUGGCCAACUCCAUUGGCGACAUCCACCGCAACAGACGCAAGGUCUUCUCCAAGAUCUUCAGCCACGAGGCGCUGGAGAGCUACCUGCCGAAGAUCCAGCUGGUGAUCCAGGACACGCUGCGUGCCUGGAGCAGUCACCCGGAGGCCAUCAAUGUGUACCAGGAGGCCCAGAAGCUGACCUUCCGCAUGGCCAUCCGUGUGCUGCUGGGCUUCAGCAUCCCGGAAGAGGACCUCGGUCAUCUCUUUGAGGUCUACCAGCAGUUUGUGGAGAACGUCUUCUCCCUGCCCGUUGACCUGCCCUUUAGUGGAUACCGGCGGGGCAUUCAGGCCCGGCAGAUCCUUCAGAAGGGACUGGAGAAGGCAAUUCGGGAGAAGCUGCAGUGCGCCCAGGGCAAGGACUACUCGGACGCCCUGGACAUCCUCAUCGAGAGCAGCAAGGAGCACGGGAAGGAGAUGACCAUGCAAGAACUGAAGGACGGGACCCUGGAGCUGAUCUUUGCAGCCUAUGCCACCACCGCCAGCGCCAGCACCUCCCUCAUCAUGCAGCUGCUGAAGCACCCGGCUGUGCUGGAGAAGCUGCGGGAGGAGCUGCGAGCCCAGGGCAUCCUGCACAGCGGCGGCUGUCCCUGCGAGGGCACGCUCUCCCUGGACAUGCUUAGUGGGCUGCACUACCUGGACUGCGUCAUCAAGGAGGUCAUGCGCCUCUUCACGCCCAUCUCUGGUGGCUAUCGCACCGUGCUGCAGACCUUCGAGCUUGACGGUUUCCAGAUCCCCAAAGGCUGGAGUGUCAUGUACAGCAUCCGGGAUACCCACGACACGGCCCCGGUGUUCAAAGAUGUGAACGUGUUCGACCCGGACCGCUUUGGUCAGGCGAGGAGUGAAGACAAGGAUGGCCGCUUCCAUUACCUCCCAUUUGGCGGUGGCGUCCGGACCUGCCUGGGCAAGCACCUGGCCAAGCUCUUCCUGAAGGUGCUGGCGGUGGAGCUGGCCAGCACUAGCCGCUUUGAGCUGGCCACCCGGACCUUCCCCCGCAUUACCUUGGUCCCAGUGGUGCACCCCGUGGACGGCCUCAGUGUCAAAUUCUUUGGCCUGGACUCCAACCAGAACAAGAUCCUGCCAGAGACAGAGGCCAUGCUGAGCGCCACGGUCUAGGCGCGCCGGCCCACCCCCGGCCUCCACCCGGCCAGGCUUGCGGGUGGGAGAGGGUGGAAAGGUAGAAACCUGUGUGUGGGAGGGGCUGACCCUGGAGACCGGGGAGCAGCCCCUCGGACUCGCCCUGGGCGUCCCCGUCCCUGGCAAGCCCUUCCCAAAGCCCAGAGGGCCCAGUCUGUCUGGGAAGUGAGGGCGCUCUGCCUGGCUCCUGCUUCUGUCCAGUCUCUUCCCGGUUCCCUCCAGCUUAGCUCCUGGAAAGGGCAUGGCCGGGCCCCGCAUGCCAGUUACAGUGUUAAAUGUCAGUUGGCUUGUGCUGCAGCAUUGCUUGUGAUAUUCUGAACUGGUCCCUCCCCUCCUAUUUCUUUGAACCCUGUAAUUCUGAGGGCAGGUGGUCAACGCCAGGGAGGGAGGAAAGAGGUGGCCUCUUUGGCUCUCUUCAGACCCCUUCCCCUCCUCCUGCUUUGGCUGGAAGUUGGGGGGGCGGUGGAGAGUGCCCCUCCUGGGGUGGCUGCCCAGGGCCACAUCCUGAGAACAGAAUGCCAGGGCUGGGGCUGCAGUCAGCCCGUGAAAUGACCUAUUGCUGCUACUAUUUCUCUUCUCUGACCUUGGGGUAAAGGCGCCCCACGCUCUGUCCUUUCAGCGUUCUCCCUGGCAGCCCUGGGCAUGCGCACUGACGUCCCCACUCCCCACCUGGAGGCCCAGAGACCCCUUUGUUACACAUGCAUCUGAGGCUGUUGGCUCUUGGGCUGCUCCCUGUGGCUCCCCACCCCCCAGCCCCUAUAUUUAUUCACUGAUGUAACCAAGUCUUGGCAUUACUGGGGUCUGGAGCAAGUGUUUCCUGUCCCUUAGUCUUGGUCCCAGGCAGAAAAUCUGCAAGUAGCCUACCUUCCUUCCAGACUGCAGACUUUUUGUGGGUUCAACCUCAGAGCCUCACUUCCAGGGUGAAACUCAGCACCUCUGCCUUUGUUCCCUGAUGGAGAUGGGGAAAUGGCCCACGGCCUCCUCUGUCAAAAAUCCCAAUCACUGAUCGCAUGGGGAUUUGGAGGCUGCUGCCAAGAUCCCUUGCCUGGCCAAUAAGCACCCCAGUGGCCCCACUCCAGCUAGUGAGUAUGGGGCAAGGAUACGGGUUCUUUCUUCUGGUGGGAGCAAAGGCCUCCGUCACCCCUUCUUUAACCUUUACAUUCUGUCUUUGGCCCUUGGAAAGGGCCUUUCCGUGAUGGCCUUUCUGCCUCUUGCCACUGUCUGCCUAGUCCAGCUCAGGAGUGUGGGACGAUGAAGGCAAGGGGAGGUGAGUCUAGGAGGGAGCCCGUCCUCAGCGCUGUGUCAGCCAGUCCUCCACAGGUCUGAGGCAGCUGAGGGUGGCGGCAGGGGAGGUGAGGAGGAGGAGGGUACGUGCGAUUUGUCAGAAGAGAUUUGCUUGAAAAUUGGCCAGUCGGGGUGACUGGGGAUAGGGGAGUAGCUCCUGCCACUGACAUUUUGAGUGUUGGCAAUUUGGGGUGCCUCCUGGGGAUGGGUUGGGAGCCUUGGGUGAGUCUAGCAAUUUUUGUCCGUUUUCAGGUUUUCUCUUUGUUUUCUGUGUUUCUCUACUCACUUUUGAUGUUCUAAAAGCAAGAGUCCUCUUGAUAAGAAAAUCAAAACCACACAGAAGAAUGCAAGACUUCCAGCCCCUAGCUGCUGCUUUGAGAACUGACCACGUGAGCUGCUCAGUUUCAGCGGGCAGAGGCCAGACUCCCACUGUCACCCCAGUUCACACCUACCUUCUGGUACACUUUAUAAGAUGAGGUUCAGACCAGAUAGAUUGCUCUAGAAUCCCCUGUCCUCAAGUGUUUCACCUGGCUCCUCCUCUUUCAUGAUUAAAAAACAGCGUAGGACAGACAUUAUUGGCAAAAAUGGACAUCUAAAAACUUUUUAGUGAGAUCUUUCAACCCGCCUCCCCUAACACACACCUCAUCCUAAAAAACAGGCAAAAAUGUGUGAAGAUGCAUCAAAGCUCGCGAAAUCAGCUACGUGAUGGACUAGAAUCCGUUACUCACAAAGGCUCAGUGUCUGGCAGGUCGGCUCUCCUUUCAGCUGGCCUAGGGUGUCCUGACCAGUGGUGUUGACUGAGUGUCUAGGAAUACAGUGAAUGCAGCUUCAGGCUGGAAGUCCCCAGCCGGGGCCCUGGAGUGAGGAGGAAGGCCGGACGGCUCCGGGGAGCCUCAGUGGCUGUCCCUGGGGUGACCAGCCCCCCGGG